Molecule: messenger RNA, 1410 nt
Organism: Beauveria bassiana ARSEF 2860
Lineage: Eukaryota; Fungi; Ascomycota; Sordariomycetes; Hypocreales; Cordycipitaceae
Product: galactosyl transferase GMA12/MNN10 family protein
Exons: 3
Coding region: 1-1410 (469 amino acids)
Biological process (GO): protein N-linked glycosylation
Cellular component (GO): Golgi membrane
Molecular function (GO): glycosyltransferase activity
Source: RefSeq, a predicted model, not a curated record
AUGACACUCGUCGCUAAUCUUGUCUGUGUUACUCGCGAUGAAGGAACCCCCUCGACGAAUACUCCCAUGUCCCUCUCUCGAAGCCCUUCUCCAGUCCCGGCCGGCGGUUGGUCAAGCCCUGGCCUCAACAUUAAUAGCGGUCGCUCCAGUCCUGCCAGCAGCCACAGUGUCCGUCCCGUCGCCUGGGAGUCAAAGAUGCGAAACGGCCACCCGUCCUUUUCCAGCCAGCAUCAGGGUUUCUUCAGCCGCCACAUGCGCCGCAUUUCGAGCAGUCUCCCCCGAUUUACCGAAGACGAAAAGGAAAAGCUCAUGCCAUCCAAUUUCUACAUGGACAAGGUGCCCCUCGUCGGAAGGAUAAAGCUCAUCUUCGGCCGCAUGGGUCGCAAGCUAAAGCUUCGUUUGCUGAUUGCCUUGUUCCUUUUGUUUUGCAUCUGGGUCUUCUACAACUCGCCUCUUAUCUACUGGUACCGUAGAGCCGCCUGGGGCGGCGGCGGCUCCAAGUUUGUCGUUGUCCUCGCCGCCAAUGUCGGUGGCGGUGUCAUGGAGUGGAAGGGAGCUCGUGAAUGGGCCAUUGAACGAGACAGCAUACGAAACAAGCGCAAAUAUGUCGCCCGCUGGGGCUACGAUCUCGAGAUUGUGGACAUGAGCACUAAGAAGCGAUAUGCACACGAAUGGAGAGAAAGCUGGGAAAAGGUCGACUUUUUGCGCAACGCCAUGCGUAAAUACCCUGAUGCUGAGUGGUUUUGGUGGCUCGAUCUUAACACGAUUGUCAUGGAGCCCUCGUACUCGCUGCAGGACCACAUUUUCAAUAGCCUCGAUAAGAAAACGUACCGCGACAUCAACGACUACAACCCUCUUAACAUUACUCACCCCUUUACCGAGCCAUAUCUCGAGCCAGAAUCCCGCAGCCCCGUUGGCGAUGGAAACCCCAACUCUGUCAAUCUGUUGCUCUCGCAAGAUUGCUCUGGCUUCAACUUGGGCUCCUUUUUCGUUCGCCGCAGCGCCUGGACCGAGCGUCUGUUGGAUAUUUGGUGGGAUCCCGUGGCAUAUGAGCAAAAGCAUAUGGCCUGGGAGCACAAGGAGCAGGACGCCCUCGAGACCAUGUACGAGAGCCAUCCUUGGGUCCGCCAGCACACUGGCUUCCUGCCACAGCGCAUGAUUAACAGCUUUCCUCCUGCGGCUUGCGGUGACGGCACUGGUAACAACCACACCCGCUUCCACUACCACGAGAAGGAUCGCGACUUCAUGGUUAACAUGGCUGGCUGCGAAUGGGGCCGUGACUGCUGGGGUGAAAUGUACCACUAUCGCCAGUUCAGCUACUGGCUCAACCGCAACCCUUGGGAGCGUUUCAAAGAGGACUUUAUUGCCGUCAUUUGGUACCAUCUUACCGGCAAGCACGUUCGCCUAUAA